Messenger RNA from Pezoporus occidentalis (night parrot), 11885 nucleotides. RefSeq names its product transcription factor HES-5-like. The record is from RefSeq and is a predicted model, not a curated record. Gene Ontology annotation, molecular function: RNA polymerase II cis-regulatory region sequence-specific DNA binding; DNA-binding transcription factor activity, RNA polymerase II-specific; protein dimerization activity. Gene Ontology annotation, biological process: regulation of transcription by RNA polymerase II; regulation of neurogenesis; anterior/posterior pattern specification. Gene Ontology annotation, cellular component: nucleus. The transcript is spliced from 3 exons. Lineage: Eukaryota; Metazoa; Chordata; Aves; Psittaciformes; Psittacidae. The coding region runs from base 10366 to 11034 and encodes 222 amino acids.
CAGCUGUGACAGAGAUGGAGCAGAGAGUUAGGGAUUUUCUGAGAUCUGACCUAUUUCUCCUCCCUUGUGUUCAAAGACACUUUUGGUAGGAGAGCUUUUCUUGCUGCCUGCCUGUUCCCCACUCAAUUUCAUUUACAAAAAUCUGUGUAUUCUCCUCUCUCUUUAACCUGUUCGCCUUCCGCCAGACCACUUUUUCCCUCUUUAUCUCACAUUUUCCUAUGUAGUAUUUACUUGAGAGAGGCAGCUCAUUGCAUAGAGCACAGGGCAGCCUUUCCAAUCCUGUCAGGGGCUCUACUUACUUUAUUCUUUUCUUUUGGCAGCAGCUUCUCCUCCAUGUGGACCAUGACAAUGGGAGCCAUUCUUAGUGCUCUUGAGUCCUGGGCACAGACCCCCUAGUCAGGCUGCUGUGCUGAGUGUUCAGGCUAUGCUUUGGCAGCUAUCAACUGCCUCUAUUUAUACAUCGGGGAGCUUCAGCAGAUAUGUGAGUCUCGGGAUCACUGGUGUUUCCCACAGCCAUGCAGCCAAUCCAGGCACACAGUUGAACAAUAGAGGAAGCAUCUAUUAGUGCAUGGUACAUUGAUUGCAAAUGCCCUGGAGAGAAUAACCUUCUGCCCACGCUGACUGGUGGAGUGUGCAGCGUGGCUCUUCAGGGCUGCCCCCGGAUCUGGGAAAACACUGACCCUCCAGCUGGUUGUCUGGGAUCAAUGGCAUUCCUGAGUCCCUGCAUGUGCCAGUCACAUUUGCAGCGUGGAGGAGGCACGCUUUUGGGGAAAGGCGGGAAAAGAAGAAGGGAGCACUGUUAGGGUUAGUAUCAACAGCUCCAAGGACAUCUCUGCUCUUUCUGGAGAGGACACCUCACAGCCAGGGUCCCAGGUGCCCUUUGCCGGAAUGUGGGUCUAUUUGUGUUGGCCCGUACAGGUAUUACACUUCUAAUAGGUGAGCCAAAGUGUUACCAGUGUGAAAUGAUAGGCUUGUUUCGUAACACUUAUAAAUGCUGUGGAGAACUGACAGUCAAGAUGGCGAGAUGUUGGAUAGACAGGGUGAGUAAAUAAGGAAUAGGAAGGAAAUGGAAAUGAUAACCUCUGUUUCUCUCUUCCCCUUAACACAGCAGGGUCUGUGGGCCUGUUGCACCAGUGUUUCCAUUGCCUUCACUAAGGAAAGCACACAUCUCCUAGCAGAACUGGGCCCAUGCCUUGUCACCCCUGUAGCUCUUUUUUUCCCCUUUUCUACUCUCUUUCAUACAGACAUUUACAAGAACGGUGGUUAAGAUGAGCUAAAGAAUAGCAUCAGAUUCAACCCAGAAGCCUUAGGUCUUUGGAAGUCAGAGGUGUGUCAUGAAUGGGAUUUAGUGCCUGAGAUUUAUGGUGUGCUCUGUUCCCAUCUGACCAGGGAGCAUCACACUGCAGACACUGUCCCACUGCAGACAGGACCUGCCACAGUUUGAGAUCUCAGACAGCAAUCAUGAGAUCUCAGAGACCAUAGCUGCCUCCCUGUGUAAACUUAUCUGCAAAAUGGGGAUAGCGCUGCGUGCUUGCAUUUACAUUAAAAUUUCAAUGACAAUUAAGCAAACAUUAUUUCUUUUGUGGUAAAGGCAAGAAAAAGAAUGACAUUUUAGGUGGACAUUUUAAGUAAGUUCUUAUUUUGUCCUAUGAGACAAAUCCUGCCUGUAUACAGCCCUUGAGGCAGCACCAAAAAUAGCCCAGACCCUACCUGAGAAGAGCUGUGCUGCAUCCUGCCAUCUGAGGGUCUAGCCUGUUGUGCCCGAGGCACACGUGUGCUUAUCUUUUCCCAGUGCACUGCUUGUGCACGGGAGCGUGGCUGGGAAUCUUGGAAUGGAAAUGGUGAAGGGAAGUGUGCAGUGAGGUAAGAAAGCCAAAGCCAAUUUCUUACUUGGAAAUCCUGAAGUGAAGCCUGAGUUUAAUGGGCAGUUGACAGGAAGGAGGGAGGUGUCGCUGAACCAGGCAGCAUCAUGGUUUUCAUUGUAUGGGCCUGAAUGGGCUAAGCUCUUUGUGGAGGGCAGAUGUUGUCCUUGGAGCCCUUUUAUUCCCUGCGUUGUGGGAAAGCCAGGAGACAAGACAUCUCAUGAACACUUUGAAGCAGUCAAAGGAUUAUGAUACAAAAUAAGAUACAGCUCAGAGACCAUGCCCUAGCUUUUGCCAGCUAUAAUAAGGUGUAGCCCUUCCUCCUCUAUUCUUUGGCUGGCUUUCCUUCCAGAAGUUGGCAUUCUGCAUUAUCCCUUUCCUUGCAAGGGAGCAAUGGUGGCAGAAGCUAGGAGCUGACAGGUAGGCAUGUAACAAGGCGGUUGAAGAGACUCUUCAGUGUCAAAAUCCAUCUUUUUCCCAACUCCUGAGAAGCAGCCCUGACCUUUAUUGCUGUAUUAUAACUGAUAGCCAGAUGGUCUUUUGGGAGUUGGAUUUUUUUCCCUUUAAAUUAUUCAGGCUCAAGCACCGUCACUAAUGUCAUGAGUAGUUGCAAGGCACACUUCUAUUGUCCCAGCAAGAAAUGUUAUCAAUAGGGGAAAAGUAUGGGAAAGGCAGGGAAAUUCAAACCCACAGAGCCUGGUGCUAAUAACUCUUUUGUGGAGCCUGUGCUUCUGUCAAGGCACGAUGAACUCACAUGGCUCUUGCAGCAAGUGAGGCUGUGCAGUUUCACUGUGCAGGAAGGGGCUUCUCAGAGGUGCAGCAAGGGGGUGCCUGGCAAGAAUACCCAGCUCAGCAGCAGCACUGGCUGGCCUGGGGGCUGCUAUUUGCUUCAUCUUGCCUCAGUUUGCUCUGUUGGGAAAUGGGAGCAGUGCUGAUAAACUCUUUCAGAGACCUUUUGGAAUCAGGAGCUGAGCCUGUGUCUGUGGUGGGUGUAGGGACAGGGCUGAAGUGGUCCUCGUGGGGAUACUGCUCAGCACCCAUGAGAGCAAAGUGGAGAAGGGACAGCACUGGGCUGCCUUAUAAACUCAGAGGGUGGUCUCCUCUUGCUAUCCUGCAAAAGAUUUUCUUUUCCCUCCAUCUGCUGGGAGUCUGGCAGUGAUGCUUUUUCGCUUGGACACCCCUUAUCAUCACAGCUGCUUGGAGAGCAGGACCAGCAGGUUUGUCCUGCGUGCAGUCUGAUCUCCAGUUGGCUUUUGUCUCUUCCUCAGGCCAGCCCAUGGAUUCCCAGCUCUAGCAUUUCUAAAGGGUUACUUACACAGGUAAAAUAGAAGGCUUUUUAGGACCAAGCUAGCUCUGGUCUCACUUUCACAGGUGCCACAGGCUAGUGGCAGCAUCCCUGAGGAAGAUAGUAGCAAUGAGAACACCCAUCAGGUCCUAAGUGCUGACACAUCUGUGUGGAAAUAACUAUCUUUGACUGCUUGGUGAAGCUGUUGGCUCUGCAUCUUGUUCCACACACCAUACUGCUGCUGGGUGGGCAUGUCCUAGUGUUUUAGAUUCCUGAAAUAUAGCACCACAAAUCCCAGCAGUAUUACCACAUCCCUUCAUCCUCAUACUCUUAUGACUUGCUCUGUGGAGGUUUCUGGGUAAGGUUUGAAAAGGCAGGGUGCUGCCUGAGGUGAACCCCAAAGAGCCUCUGGCGGUUUCAGUUUACAAGCAACUGCUUCCUUUGGUGUCCCAGAUGACAGCCCCUUCUCCCAGCCCACACGUGCACCAUGUUCUGCUCAGGUGUUUCAGUGCUACUGCAUUCUACACAAUACGUACUUCAGAAAAUUGCUUAGCAUGGGAGGAAAUACAUAAAGAAAUUAUCCUGCAAAAUCUGCUAUUCAAGAUUAGCUUCUCCCGCUCGCACAAGGCAAGUGAAGUAAUGGAGUGGAAGUGCAGUGCAAUCUCCCUUUUUCAGGGGAAAGGGUUAUGUUGUUGUUAGAGUUUUGGAUAUAAUAUUCCAUUAAAUGUCAUUAGCGUGGCAUUGUCUUGCCUCCUUUGGACACUAGAACCCUGGCAGAAAGGGGUCUUUUAUUACUGUAAAGUACAUUCUUCACAGGUUGAACCUUUUUUAAUUAGUUUUCUUUAGAUCCCGAAUGCUCCAUGUACUCCCAUUCCCAGGUGCCCAAGUGAAGGCAAGUGGACUUUGAUCAUUAAGAAACAUAUGAGACAAUUUGAUCUGCAUUUGGUAGAGGCCAAAGCAGUUUCUAUAGCUGCUUAUGUGGGUGACCCAGGAAUAGUCAUGCACCACUGACACAGUCUUCCUACAGUGAGUAUUACAAAUAAUUAAAAAUUAAGGAGAAUUUAUUAUUUUUCUGCCCAGCUGAAAUUCCCACAAGUCACCUCUCAGCAUAUUCAGCAGUGCACAAGAGGGAUUUAUUAUUUCCUGGUAUAUUGACUCUGAAAGGUCUGGGGAUUACAGCUGCUUUGCACAUGAAUAGCUGGAGUGUGUUGUACAAAAGGCAUGGUCUGUGGGAUAAUGGGGUUGGAUGUGGGAAAGCGCUGACCCUCGGGGAGAGCAGGCUGGUGCCUGAUGGUAGGAAUCAAUUAUGUCUCAAAGGAACACAUUGCCCUGGGAGCAGGCUUUGCAGGAGCCACCAUGUUACGUGUUUACCACCCUCCUCCUUCAAAAACCUAUAUAAACCAACCACAGAAUAUAUUCUCUCCUGCUUUUAGCAGGGGACUCAGCUACCCCAUGCUCUAUAAUGAUGCUUUUUUAACUUUUUGAUUAUUGAGCAUUUGGACUUUGUUCAGGUUGAUACCUUUAAUUUUCUUUAUAGAACCAUGAGGCUUGGAUGUGAAGUCUUAAUGAAGGCCAUAAGUAUUGUGUGUUUCAUGAUAAAGAUCACAAGACUUACCAGCUAGUGCUGCCAAGCAUUUUGGCAAGGAGAAGGCAUCCCGCAGAGAGAAUAGCAGGUUGAGAAUUGGGAGUGUGGUUCCCAAGGUCUGGCCCCAAGAGUCACUCGCUGUCAUUGACAAGAUGGGAAUGGGGUGUUUGUGCCAGAUAGGAGCGCUGUCACCUCUUCCCUUACAGGAGCAGCGAUUGAUCCUAUCUGCGUGUGUCAGAUAUUGAAUUUCUCAGCUCUAGCUAGGGCAGUGGUGGACAGGGGAGAUAAUAGUGACAGACUUGCCUGGCGUCCCCUGAGCCUCAUCUGAUUGUUCCCUACCUUCAACCAGUAUGGCUCCUUCCUCAUUUCUGAGUCACUGGUUUUAUUCAAGCCAAGAGUCUUGGGCCUGAAAUUCCCUCAUAAACUCAGAGUUCAUGUAAUUCAGGGCACACUGCAUCCUCCCCUCUUCAGAGCUCCAAUCCCAGAAUAACCAUAACCACUGGGAGGCAGCUGAUCAGAAUUCGAUGAUGCUGACAGACAGAUGUGCACAAGGACUAAGGACAGCUGCUAAGCCUGAGGUUUGGGUAGAAACAUGAACAAACAAGUUAAAACUCAGUUUACUUUCUGCAGAGAUCAAGUUAUUUUCUGUUGAGUAGAUCAUUAUGUAUUUCCUGACCAAGGAUUUGAGUGCAUCUUCUUUUUCAGCCAUUUCAUGGGCUUAAAUUGUACUAAAUAGCAUUUUCAAAACCCACUGCUGAACUUACGUACAAAGAACUUUGGCAUCUGCUUAUCUAGGUGGUGCCUGGCUGCGAGUGUGGUCCAGGCUGGUAAGCCACAUUCUGCCACAAGCUGGGGAGUUGGCUCCUUUCAGAGAUGCCAAAGCUGUUUAAAAGAAAAGUGGGUGCUGAGCGUCAUUGUAAACCAGAUGUCUCAAACAGCCACUUGCAAUGGGAACACUGCACCCAGUAGGCUAUUGGAAAUACUGAAAUUUGGGUUUUCCCCUGUCUGCCUCAUUUUUCUUCCUUUGUAGAACAUUGCUAAUAAUACAUUGUUAUCUCACAGAGGAGGUUGCUGAGAAUUCAUUAGCUGGUAUUUGUAAAGCACUUUGAAAAUGCAAAGCCAGUGCAUUAUUCUUAGUCUUCUGGAUGCUUUCCAUGUUAUUAAAAUCAGGAUUUCAGAAAGGCUUAUCAGGGGAUCAAAACAGCAUCCCAAACUUGAAAGGAAGCAAGACUGUUAAACCAUCAACUGUCGCCUCCCCCUCCAGCCAGAUGUUAAGCCCUAAAGAACUGAAGUGGCACAAGGAAUUACUUUCCCAAGUUCCCCCAGCUGGGCUGACAGGCCUUGAUCAAUGGUUUUCCCCACAGUGAGUGCUAUGCAGAUGGUCUGCCCAGAGCAAGGUUUCUGUGAAGUACAAAGGGAAGUCAAACACCAUUUCUAAUUCAGCUUGUAGCAUGGCACACUUCCUUUAUCCUCUGCCUGAAUGCAGUGAAUAGGAGAGCAGUGUGGGAAACUGGAAGGAACUCCAAACUCACAGAGUUUGUGGGGCUGUGGGACACUGCUGUCCUCCAGCCACAUCUGCCUGUGACAGACAGAGGGAAAAGAGUGGCAGAACGAAAAAUCAGAUUCUAAAAACUGCAUGAAGGGAAGAUGGACCCCAAAUAAAAAGGAAGAAGUGAAGGAAGCUCUGCAGGCAAACAGCAAUUGCACCAGGCUCAAACAAGCAGCAGAGCAAGGAAAGAGCUAGGAGGAAAUGACAGGGAAUGGAACUGCAGCAGCAGAAUCCUACUCAUCCACCAGUAAGGCCAGAGAAAAUUGUCCCAGUGAAGGUGGCAGAGGUGGCUUCAGCCCACAUGAACACUUCUGAGCCACAUGCUCUGUUUGCUUCUUUAAUUCCCCAGGUUUGUUUAGUCUGUCCUGGGAAACACAGACCCCGGAUAUUAGUCAAACUGAUGUGUGCUUAUUCAAACUGUUGCAAACAGUCAAACUGAAGCUUCUCCAAUCCUUAAUUGCCUGGGUGUGUUAAUCUGAAUUGCUGUUUGCUGUAUGGGGAUUAAAUACAGGAUGAUUUCCUCCUUCCAGCUUCAGAUGCUCUGCUGCAGGUGAGGCAUUGCCUCAGCUCAGCUUUGCCCAGCAGAAUAGCUGGGUUCUUGGUAGAACUCUCCAUGAGGUGAGGCACUGACAGACACCAAGAGACUUUGCUCCCAGGUGUCAGAGCACCCAUACCCCAUGUUGCUCAGUACCUCUCUCUUGCUGUUCUUUAUAUCUAAGGCUGACCUGCCCAAAUAUGAUGGCUACCAUUGUGGCACAUCACCUGUAAUGGUACAGGAGGGCAUUUAUUCCUUAACUCUAUAUGAGCUGGGCUUGGCUUUAAGAAAAUUAGAUCAGAUUUUAUACCAGGAAUGCUCUGGAAAAGCCUUUCUCUUCAUUAAUACUUCUAAACUGUUCUCUGUUGCUUGGAUGAAAGAAAUAGGAAACACUAGCCCAGAUUCCGGUAUUGGUAUUUGGCAGGUGAAAAUCCAGGCUCAGCUUUUGCUGGUUAGGAUUUUGAUGAACUCCACCGGAGGCAUAGAGGGAAUUUGUGUUUACACCAGUUUACAGGAGGUCAGGAGGUAGCUCUGGAGGUACAAAAGCUGCAGGCCAAAUCCAGCAGCCUGCUCCACUUGUCAUGGAGUCCUAAGUUCCUGCUGGUUUCAGUGAGGACCCAAGUAAGGCCUGUAGGGUUGGACCCAUUCUGUUUGUCACCUCAGGAUGGUCACUAGGACUCAACACUAAUUGAGUCUCCUCUUGCUGUCUUUCCCACUCUUUAUUCCAAAGCUUUGCUCUGUUCCUGCUCCAAAGCUUUUUAGCUUUCUGCAUGACUUACUAACAUAAGGCUAUGGAAGUUUGUGUACUUCUGAGUUUCCCACACCAUUUCUUAAUUAUAGUCAUUCCUGUCACAAAGGAAGUGUGCCUGACUACAAACCACAUUAGCAACGGUGCUUGCCUCUGCAUUGUGUUCAGUGGGAAACCCUGCUCCCAAAAGGCCAUCUGGGCAGCACAUAUCGGGAGAGAAGCAACAGGAGGAAUGAGCAUCUCUCAAGACUUGGGAAAGCAGCAGCAUCUUUAAGUCUUCCUAAAGAGCUAACAUCCUGCAGAGAUUCUGGCAGAAGGCUAUUUGCUGAUGCCAUAGGUCAGAUAUGUCAUCCAGAAUCCAGUAUCUUGGGAUCCUAUUAAGUUUUCUGUGCAAUAUUGUAUAUAUUUGGAACUAUAGUAGAAGGUGUAUAAUUCAGAAUUCAUUAUCCUUAGCAUAAAGUCCACUGACUCUGCUAACUUUAUAAUGGGGAAGAAUUUGUUAACAGUUUCCUUUAGGAUUUCCAACCAAAGGAGAAGCAGAACAUCUAUUUUGGGUAAUUGAGCAUCUAAUCUGAGUAACUCUUCAAAGAUAGUCAGUAAUUGGCUCAUUUUUCCCCUCACAGACUAUGAAACCAAAGAGAAAAUAAAAAGCUAUUUUAACUGUGUGUAUUUCAGGCUAGCAUGACUAUUCCAGUGGAGUUAACUCAGGAAUCCCCUGGGUGCUGAGUAGAGAUAUAAGAGGUUUGUGUGUAAAAUCCUGGUGCAGAGCUCCCAGGCAGAAUGAACGGUGGCAGAUGUGUAGGAGGCAAUGGGCUCAGCCUGCUCUGCAGCGACUGAGGGGCUGCAGCAGCUGCUACCCUGGGCUCUUACCGCCCUCCUACACAUCUGUAGGACCACUGGGCAAACCCCAGAGCCAGCCAGAGCCCACAGCUGUGACAGAAGAAAGCCAAAGGCAGACCAAGUCACUCAAAUCAUGCAUCAGCUCUACUACAGCUUUAUCAUGGAAAGUUAGUCCUCCCCCCAGAUAAAAGUUCUAUGAUACAGGAAUGCAAUAAUGCUCAGAUUCCUGAGAAUUAGACUUCUUGUUGUGUGCUGUGGAUAAUUGCAGGGAAGGUAUCUGAGACUUUAAGUAGCUCUGUUGGACUAAACCAGGAGUGCCUGUUGAUGUGACUUGUACUGGAAGGGGAAAUCAUUGCUGUUCUUGUAGCUGAUUAUUAGUGAGUUAAUCUGGGAACCAGAAACUCUCUCGUAAAAGUGCCAGUGGGCCCUGCUGAUCACGGGACUGGCAUAUUUCUUCUUCAUGCGCUUGAUUAACGAGCUCAAGAAAUGAGUUACUACUCAGGAGUUUCUGUUUCAGAGAAUCUUCCCAAGAGGGAUACACAGAGCGAAAGACUGGUUUCAGAGGUGGCAUUACAUGGGCUCAAAGAUAAUGCACAGGCUUUGAGGAGAACAUGUGAAAUGGUGUCACAAAAGCUUUCCCACAAGUUGACAUAAAAGACUCCGAGCUCAACAGCUGCUGCUCUGUACGAAAAGAAGGAGCCUAUUCAAGAGCAGUACAAUAGGGAUGGAAAAGCAGAUCCUGGAAGAGGUCAUUUAAACCUUACCUGGUCUUACGAAUAAUGAGUUGCAGAGGGAGAGAGAAAUGUGUCUGUGGGUAUACGUAUUCACACUGAAAGACGUGUGACCACACACGCCUGUGUUACUAUAUACAUAAAUGCACAUAUAUUAAUGUAAAUACAAACAGUAAUUACUACAGUAAGAGAUCCCCAAACACAAGCCCUAACAUUACUUGACACUAAUUUAUUACUACUAUUAUUACUAUUAUUAUUAUUACUCCUGUACUGAAUUAGAGAGGGAGAUAUCAAUGCUCACAGACAAAAGCGUUAAACUGCUUAGGUCAUGUAGCCCGUUUGGAGUAAAUCUGGGACCAGAAUGCGUGGUUCUAGACAUGGGGUUAGUGCUGCUGCCUGCCCAUUGCACCCUGUUUGUGGUGUAACAGGGCAACAUCCCUGCCAGCCUUGCUCCACACAGUCCAGGGUGCAUGUCCAGAGGAUGCAGAAAACACUGCUGCCGUGUCCUCCUUUUAGAGCUCACAAAAGAAGGCAGUGCUUGCAUGGGCAGAAGGCAGGUAAAAUGCAGGCAGAUCUGGUUCAUGUUUUCCAUCAUACAUUUCCACUGUGUGUUUACAGGAUGCAAAUAGCAAGAGCGUUAACUCUUCCUGUUGCAGGAACCUACUUAACAAGGACUGUGCAUCUCAGCAUAGAAAUUGGCCCAGUGGAGAGUAGCGAGGAAUCAGGAAUUUUGAUUUCUAACAAGUUUAUGGGCCAUACAGAUUCCUUUUGUGCUCAGUUUUCCUUUGUGCAUGGCCUAAAUUGAAAUAGUGACCUGUUUUCUGUUUCACAUGGGCCGGACUGCUAACACAGUCCCUGGGGGAGAGCAGUUGGCCUUGGGCGGGUGGGAUUCCAGAGAUCCUGCUCUUUCCCCGGGCAGGCAGAACGUGCUGGUGUGUGCGUGUGCUUGGGUGCCUGCUCCAGCGUGUGCCUGUCCUGUGAGCGUCCCUUCCCGCCACCGGCAGCUGACCUGCUCCUUCCUGCACCGUGUGAGCCGCAGGCUGCGCCGGGAAUGCUAUUGAUCCGCGGCAUUAGUCAGCAGCCUUUUCCCAUUGAAGGCCAGCUCUUUCCCAGCUUCUGACACGUAAUUCUGAUCCCAGCCUUUCACGUACCACACACUCCCCACCUGCUCAUCUGGGAGAAGGUCAUUAUCCCCAGGCUAUUCAGUGGCAAUGGAGCAUGCAAGAAUAGAUGCUUCUCCUAUUGUGCUGCCCUUCUCCCGGAUUGGCUGUGGAGUGUGGGAAACACCACCAAGCCAGAGACCCACAGACUCUUGGAGAGGUUGUACAGUAUAAAUACCAGGCAGAGCCAGCCUCCAGCCACACGCUUCUCCUGGACUUCCACUUCCAGACUGUCCCUCCUUUCCCAGGACAGAUGGCUCCCAGCACUGUUUUCAUGGAGCCCGACAACCUGCUGACACCAAAGGAGAAAAACAAACUGAGGAAGCCCGUGGUGGAGAAAAUGCGUCGUGACCGGAUUAACAGCAGCAUUGAGCAGCUGAAACUGCUGCUGGAGAAGGAGUUCCAGAGACACCAGCCCAACUCCAAGCUGGAGAAAGCCGACAUCCUGGAGAUGGCUGUCAGCUACCUCAAGCAGCAGAGCCAGCUGCAGGUGAAGGCUGCAGGACCCUUCCAUAAGAGCUCUCAGUUUGACUUCAGAGAGGGCUAUUCCAGGUGUUUGCAAGAGGCUUUCCAUUUCCUCUCUCUUCACAAAGUCCGAACUGAAACACAGACCAAACUUUUAAGCCACUUCCAGAAGAGCCAGUCGGCUGCCACGGAGGUCGCCUUUUCCCCCGGGAACCCUAGCAUCCUGAAGCCAGCGUCUCCGAAAGAUGCCAGCACCCUCUGGAGGCCCUGGUAGUCCAGGAGUCCUUAUUUCGUGGACCUUUGCCUUUUACAGUCCAGACGAAGGAUCUGACUGCAUCUGAUAGUCCAGCUCUGAUCCUCUCUUCUGUGGGGAAUGUUAUUUCCCCAUGUAUUUUAUUUAUCAGUACACAGAAUGGCACACUUUUGACUUUGGGAUCCUUUGGCAAAAGUUCAGGCAUUCUGUUGCAUGGUCCUGGAGCUGUGUAGACACUGCUGGUAACAGUACACAGAGUGCUGCCAGCCAGGGGUGAAUGCCUUCAAAAUGAAGGGGUGUGUUUUGUAAGUGUUACAGUUGUGAUGGACACGAAUUGCUGUAGGAGAGAUUUCUCUCAUAUUGCUUGUAAGAGGCAUCAGCUCUGCUCUGGCUUGACCAGCAACAGUUGUUUGCUCAGUCACCCCGGAGGAUAAAUUUACUGCCCUUUUGUUCAUGCACACUUGAUUAAAAUCAGUUUCCCUCUGUUUGCUUAUAACUUGUACAGAAUCAGAGAUUGGUUUGGUUUGGUUUUGGAUUUUUCCCCCACGGCCCUUUCGUAAUCCUAGUAUAUAAAGGACAGAAACUAGGAAACUAUGUGGAAUAUUUCUACUACUUUGCUGCUUUUUUCAAUUUAGAAGAGGACGUUACUGCUUUACGUUAAAGAAAAGGUAGUGGGUAAAAGGCUUGAUUUGUCAAUGUUAUACAUUUUGUGUGUAAGCUAUGCUUUUUCUAGCAUUUUCAUUAUAAUAAUGAUUUUUGUCUGUAUUGAGUGGUUUAAUUCAUGGUGGAUAGUGUUUCUCCCACAAGUGGGACAGCCCUAUGGCUACCUGCAUACUGUGUAUGCGUCUCUGUGUUUGUAGAGAGCAAUAAAA